AGUUCAAGCAGUACGAAGAGGAGGUAAUAUGAAGAGAAUGAGAGGCAAUUAAGAAAGCUGGCGAAGUUGAUGAUCAGAGUAAAGUUCUUAAUUAGACUGUUAGAAAAGUAGAGCGAAAAGUUCGAUUGUUCGUUAAUCCUGUUCUUGGUACAUGAGUUAAUUUCUAGUAAAUUCUCUGUAAGACAAAUUAUACCAAUGGACCACGUUGCGGAUUCGCGUGGACGAGAGGCGAUGCUACCCGAUCAUAGUGGUAUCAGCAGUAGUGUUGCGUGCUGCAACGUAAACUUGACGUCGGUAGACUCGGGAGUAGAAACCGGGAAUGAUUCGAACGACAGCUCGAUCGUCCAGCAGGAGGGUCAGCAGCAGCAAGUCGUUGCUAGUCAGGUCAUCAGUAACUGCGUCACAGCAAUUCCAUCGGAGAGUCAGCUCGUCAAUAACUGCGUCACAGCAAUUCCAUCGGAGAGUCAGCUCAUCAAUAACUGCGUCACAGCAAUUCCAUCGGAGAGUCAGCUCAUCAAUAACUGUGUCACAGCAAUUCCAUCGGAGAGUCAGCUCAUCAAUACCUGCUCCACAGCAAUUCCAUCGGAGAGUCAGCUCAUCAAAAACGGCAUCACAGCAUUUCCAGUAAAUAGUCAGCUCAUGAGUGAUGGCGCCGAUCCCAAUUUAAUUGGAGAGUUUCCCAGUCUGCACAUGUACGAUUGGCCCUCUUUAAUGCAUCCUCUGUUUGUUUCUGAUGAGAGCAGAAGGACCUCGCCCGAGGUCACUGUAAUGUUGCAAAAGAACAGGCUACUUAAAAUCAAUGCCGAGACCUUAGAAAUAAUACGGAAUAAACACAAGAUUAGCGAAUUAUCGACAUCCUCUGAUAUAUACCGCCCUAAAAUAAGAGUACGUGUCCUUCGUACAUGGCGUAAAAAUAUGAAUACCCAAGCUGUAGCCUGGAAUGAUUUGCAAACCGAACGUAUUCAACGAAGGAUGCGGUUGGCUGCUACAACGAAUAAUGUAUCUUUGAUGAAAAGACUUUUGGAAUUUGGCGUAUCACCUAACAAUCAUGACGAUCAUGGACGAACUCCCCUUCAUAUUUCAGCUUGCAGGGGUUAUACAGAAAUAGUUCGUUUAUUGCUGGAAAAUGGUGCAGACCCGAAUCAGCGCGACUGUAUUGGAAACACGCCGUUGCAUCUAGCCACGGUUAACAGCAAACUAUCAGUAGUGACACUACUCUUAACAGCUGGUACUGAUGUUCUCGCAUUAGAUUCAUAUGGUUACAAUCCACUGCAACUAGCGAAAACGAAAUUAAGGAUUUUACAACGAAACUUUAAUAGUGAGGAUAUGCUUGAGAUCAAGGAAGAGAUGCAUAAUGUAAUUAAUAUGUUGAUGGCAUAUCUGCAAAAGCAAAAGAAUAUGCGAGAACAGGUAGAAACGUUGAGCAAUUUUUGCUCACGUCUUUCCUUAUCCAAUACCUCGGAUCAGGUUCAGGAUAAUGUUAAAGAUUUACUGGCAAACAUAAAUGCUCUUAGUAUAACUGAUUAGUCAAGUAUAACUGAUUAAUCACAAAUAAGAUACGCUAUUGUAAUAUUA
Trachymyrmex cornetzi is the source of this 1575-nucleotide messenger RNA. RefSeq names its product stress-activated protein kinase alpha. The coding region runs from base 196 to 1527 and encodes 443 amino acids. NCBI's taxonomy places the organism in Eukaryota, Metazoa, Arthropoda, Insecta, Hymenoptera, Formicidae. The record is from RefSeq and is a predicted model, not a curated record. Gene Ontology annotation, molecular function: protein binding. The transcript is spliced from 4 exons.